Microdochium trichocladiopsis is the source of this 351-nucleotide messenger RNA. Its product is annotated as cytochrome c oxidase assembly protein cox-16. The record is from RefSeq and is a predicted model, not a curated record. The transcript is spliced from 2 exons. Bases 1 to 351 code for a protein of 116 amino acids. NCBI's taxonomy places the organism in Eukaryota, Fungi, Ascomycota, Sordariomycetes, Xylariales, Microdochiaceae. Gene Ontology annotation, biological process: mitochondrial respiratory chain complex IV assembly. Gene Ontology annotation, cellular component: mitochondrial inner membrane.
AUGGCGGUCUUCCCCUCCAAGAGAUUCCGCAGCGCCGACCCGGCAAACAACUCGUUUGCCUCGCGGUACCGUGCGAUGAUGGCCAAGAGGCCGUUCCUCCUGUUCGGCCUGCCCUUCAUGUCGGUCAUCGUGGCGGGCUCGUUUGUGCUCACCCCGGCGACGGCGAUACGGUACGAGAAGCACGACCGCAAGGUGCGGCAGAUGACGCGCGACGAGGAGCUGGGUGUCGGCAAGAAGGGACGCAAGGUGGAUAUCAAGGAGGAGUACUAUCGUCUGGCGGCCAAAGAUCUGGAUAGCUGGGAGCAGAAGCGUGUGAAGCGGCUCGCGGGCGAGAACGACGGCAUCUUGUAA